CGGCGUUCGGCGGCGGGCUGGCGCUCGUCAGCACGUCGGACGCCGCCGCGGGGAACGUGGGGGGGCUGCGAUCAUCCCCCGACGACCACCUGGGCCUGCAUCGGGCGGGCCUGGGGCACGGCGACGCCAUGGGCGGCGCCUCCCCCUACGGCCUCGGCCUGGGCCUGGGUGACGAACUGCGCCUGCCCGCGCACGGCGACGGCGACGUCGCUCCCGACGACGGGCUGGACAACAACAACAGCGUCGCCACCAACAACAACUACCGCCUGGCGCUGCUGGGGCCCGCGUCCUACGACUCGGGCGGCAGCAGCCUGGACGGCAGCACGGCCAGCAGCGGAAGCGGCUGCGGCAGCGUAGGGUCCGGCGGAGGGCUGUCACCCGCCCCCGCGCCGGUCCCCGCCCCGGCGCCCGCUCCCGCGCCCCCGCCGGUGCGCGAGCCUCGCGUCUCCAGCUCCACGCCGCUCGUCUUCAAGUCAUCCAUGAUAUCCAACGGCAGCCUGCACAAGUGCUUGGAUUGCGAUAAGGUGUUCAACAAGGCGUGCUACUUGACGCAGCACAACAAGAGCUUCCACGCGGGCGAGAAGCCCUUCAAGUGCAAGCGCUGCGGAAAGCGCUUCCCGGCCGAGCCGCUGUACGCCGAGCACUGCUCCAAGCACGCGGGCGACAAGCCGCACAAGUGUUCGCUCUGCCCCAAGCAGUUCAACCACAAGACGGACCUGCGGCGCCACAUCUGCUUGCACACGGGCGACAAGCCGUUCGCGUGCGGGGUGUGCGGUAAGGGAUUCAUCCGCAAGGACCACAUGCUCAAGCACUGCGAGACGCACCGCAAGAAGCUGAUGCAGACGCAGCCUGCGGCGCAGGCCCAGGCGCACAUCCCGCGCGCCGCGGCGCCGCUGGGCGUCUGACGCCUCGCCCCCGCCCCCGCGCCCGCCGCCUAGACUCCCCCGCCCCCUGGAGGCGUAGCCCGACCUCAUGCCUAGGCCCCAGCUCAAUACGCCCGUUGAGAGCCACGCUCGCGCAUUGCUUCGUAGCGUUCCCUUGAAACUCGCUAGUGAAUACUUACUCUCUCAAACGUUCCAAACGCAAUACAGCAAAACCUCGCUAUGUACUCUGAUAAUAGGAAACAAUGGUGCAAAACAUUUCUACCUCUGUGGCGUUCUUAAUGGCAAUGUUCUAGGAACUCAUUUUUUUUUAAAUUUCUUCUGAAGAGUACGAAUCCAAGUUAAUGGAAUCGUUUUACUGUGCCAGAGUUCCAUGUUGUUCGCGAGUAGAAAUAAGCAUCAUGCUAAGAAACACGUAAGGGGUCAGGCAUCGGGCUGGCAAACGGGCUGUUCCUUCCAGGUCGAACGUCCUGCUUCAGAUACCUCCCGGAGGGGGGGGGAGGCGUAGUUCGUCACCUCGAUGGGGAAAAGAGAUGCUAGGCACCGCUGGUGCAGUCACCGAUCCGCGCGCAUGAAGCAGCAACACUCACGAACCCCAAGAAUGACGACGAGGGCGUGAAUUGCGCCCGAAUAAAAGGGCGCAGUCCAGCCCCCCCUGAGUGCAGACUCCCACGGCGAAGAAGGCAACGAUCGAAUCGUUUUGCUCCUUCAUGCGCCCCCCAGUGAGCCCUUGUCCUCUCUGCGCCGACCCCGUGCGGGUGGCGCCGAAGCUAGUGCCGCGUGCAGUGCAAUUCUGACUUGACGUCAAGUGACUGGCUCGCCGCCGGUCGCCUUGGGACUUUCAUAAGCCAUGGCGCCGUCGGCAAGGACGGUUCCGCCUCUUACGAGGUGAUGUGAUUUUUAUAUAGGAUUUAUAAUUUUGUUUAUUUGUAAUUAAAUUUAAGUGUGUAGUUGAUACGCUGCAGAAGAUGGUAGGCCUAACUCCACCGUCAAACGAAUUCUGUGAUUGUUUCUGGUAUAUUCUUGAUAGUCUGUAAUUUAUUGAACCUUUCCACCAUUUCUUUGAAGAGGUAUGCUACUACUGCCAAACGGCGAGGUGUGCCGUAGGCUCCUUUUCCGUUUCCUUCCCUGCAUGGCCUUGCAAGGGUCCUCGCCCUCGCUCUUGCCCCGGACGCACGCGGCGGGAGGGCCGCGGACGCCAUCUUGUCGUCCGUCGCCAUUUCCCUCCCGGCGACGUCCUCUACUGCGUUCGACUGUUCGCCGUCUCGGGCGGCGUUGAAGUCAUUGUUCGGAGGUGCAAUCCAAAACCUUCCGAGUCAUAUCCGUAGACACAGUACAAAGUAGUUGAUAUCAGUAUUUUACGUUAAUGAGAUAUUUUUGAUAAUGCCGGUUCGUUUACAGAUUUGCCAGGUUCUAAGAGACUUCGGCAGCGCGCUGCCCGCCGCCUACCCCGCGC
This is a messenger RNA of Gryllus bimaculatus (two-spotted cricket), 2337 nucleotides long. The record is from the annotation of a GenBank genome assembly. Lineage: Eukaryota; Metazoa; Arthropoda; Insecta; Orthoptera; Gryllidae.